This is a messenger RNA of Salvia splendens (bonfire salvia), 2819 nucleotides long. RefSeq names its product protein SDA1 homolog. The transcript has 16 exons. NCBI's taxonomy places the organism in Eukaryota, Viridiplantae, Streptophyta, Magnoliopsida, Lamiales, Lamiaceae. The coding region runs from base 83 to 2488 and encodes 801 amino acids. Gene Ontology annotation, biological process: ribosomal large subunit biogenesis; ribosomal large subunit export from nucleus. The record is from RefSeq and is a predicted model, not a curated record. Gene Ontology annotation, cellular component: nucleolus.
AAUAGCAAACAAAAGCGAAAUAACAGAAAAACAGAACCCUGAACCCUCACCGCCACUUCCUCCGUACUUCAACUUCUCGGCCAUGGCGGCGCUACCGGCCAAUGAGAUAUCUGCGUCGGGACGGACCUCGGUAAAGCUGAACCUUACAUCCCUGCAAUCCAUAAUGAAAGUCGAUCCCGAAGGAUAUAGGUCGGAGCUUUCGCUUGUUUACGAUCAAUUUAAAUCGUCCCUCGACCUAUUUCAGCAGCAAGCCGCCUUGAAUUACACCUCUAUUAGUGGAAUCUCCGCCGAUACCACCGUGGCCAAGGACUUAGGCGACAGGGCAAUGUUUUUGGCCCAUGUUACGCCGUUUUACCCCAAGGAAUUGGCCCAAUUCCCGACUGAAUUGGUCCAAUUGCUGGAAUCCUCGGCCAAGAGCCUUCUCUCCGGUCUGCGGGUGCAAGUGACGAAAGCAUUGAUACUUUUGGUCAAUCGAAAGAUCAUAGAUAUUGCUGAGACACUAGAAGUAUUCAUGGAGCUCCAGACACUGGGGGACAAAGCGAUACAAAAACUGGCAUUUUCCCACGUUAUUCAAAGCAUUAGGCACAUGAAUCAGAAACAUAAGAACGAUCCGAAGAAUAAGGCACUCCAGAACAUUUUGUUCGGAAUGCUGCAGCGAGAGGAAGAAGCAAUAGCUAAGCGAGCGCUAAUUACCCUGUGUGAUCUCCAUCGGAGGAAAGUUUGGUGUGAUGAUAGGACAGCAAAUGCUAUAUGUACGGCAUGUUUUCAUCCGUCGACAAGGAUCAUGAUUUCUGCCUUGUCGUUUCUUCUUGAUUUUGAGAAGAUUGAAGAUGAUGAUAGUGAUGAUUCUGACAGCGAAGAUGACCAAGCAACCCCACAGCCUCAAGUAGUACUGAAUAAAGAAGCUAUGUACAAGGCAAACCAUAAAGGCACAAAAGCAAGCAAAAAGAAGAAGAAGGCAAAACUGGAGCGUGUUGCACGAAGUAUGAAGAAGCAGCAGCGUUUAUCAUCCGAGAAAAGUAACACAAACCACGCCUCACCACUAAACCAUUUGAUAGAUGCACAGGGUUUUUCCGAGAAGCUAUUUUCUCGACUGCAGUCUAGCACCCAAGAAAGGUUUGAGGUUAAAAUGAUGAUGCUUAAAGUAAUUGCACGAACUGUUGGCCUUCACCACCUGAUCUUGUUGAACUUCUAUUCGUAUCUUCAAAAAUACGUCCAGCCACAUCAACGAGAUGUUACAACUCUACUUGCAGCAGCUGUUCAAGCCUGCCACGAAAUGGUACCACCAGAUGCAGUUGAACCAUUGUUUAAGCAAAUAGUAAACCAAUUUGUACAUGAUCGAUCACGACCUGAGGCCAUCACUGUCGGGUUGAAUGUAGUUCGCGAAAUAUGUCUUCGCAUGCCUUUGUUGAUGACUGAAGAACUGCUCCAAGACCUUGUCUUAUAUAGGAAGUCUCAUGAGAAAGCAGUUUCUGCUUCUGCUCGAUCACUUCUUACACUAUUUAGAGAGGUUUGCCCAUCAUUGUUAGUCAAGAAGGAUAGAGGGAGGCCCACUGAACUUAAAGCUAAACCUAAGGCAUUUGGUGAAGUGCAUGUUGAGAGCAAUAUCCCAGGUGUUGAGCUAUUGGAAGAAGAAGAUCAAGGGAAUAGUGAUGAGGACAUUGAUGGGGAUGAUAGUCCUGAUGAGGACAUUGAUGGGGAUGAUAGUCAAGGAGAUGAUUCUGUUGAUCUUGUUGAAGAGGAUGGAAUAGGAGAAAGUGAUGGCGGGGGCUCCAUUGGCUCGGAUGAUGAAUUGGAUGAUGGCAGUGAUGAUAGUGGCGAAAAUGAUGAAGUCUCUGGUGGAGAUGAUAUUGAUUACAGUGUUGACGGUGCUAGUGAAAUCGGUGAUGAAGAGAGUGAAGAUGAUGAUUUACUGGAAAUCAAUAAUAGUAUUGGGAAGGAUGCUGAUGUUGAUAGCAAUAAACUGAAACAGAAGAAACGGAAGUUCUCUGAUUUUGAGGGCCAGUUGAAUGCUGCCAAUAAUAGUCUUCGUGCUUUAAAGAAAUUAGCAGGAACUACUGAGAACGUCGCUUCAUCCUCAAAUUAUGGAAUUCUUUCUAACGAGGACUUCCAAAGAAUCAGAGAGCUGAAGGCUAAGAAGGAUGCAAGGACUGCUUUGACACAACAUGGAUUCAAGCUUCCUACCUCAGACCAACUUAGCCUCAAGAGAGUAGAUGCUGCAACACUCGAGGCAAACAUAAAGAGGAAGUUAACAAAGGAACAAAAAUUGGCAUUGAUCAGAGAAGGAAGGGAAGACAGAGGGAAAUAUCAAGCCCGCAGCUCUCUAAAGAAGAAAAAGACUGGUGGUUUAAGCAAUCGGGAAAAGGAGCACAAAAAGAUCAUGCCUGAUGCCGCAAGAAAAGCCAGGAUAUCAAGAUCUCGCCAACAGAAGAAGACAAAACAAAAACAUUCGGAUAAACAAUUCCGUGGAAGGAAAGCAUGGAAAUGAUCUGUGGUCUUGGACUUGUGUGUUGCAUUGCUACCGUGCCGGACGAAUUUUGGCCAGGAAAAACUAAAAGUCAAGAUCAUAGAAUUUGGCUUGAAGCCAUCUUUAUUCUUCAUGGAAGAGCAUGAAGUCCACACAGUGAGAGCAGCUACAUAAGUUGAAUAUCUAACUUGCCUUCCCUUCAAAGUUUUGUUAGCUCUGUUGAGUUUUUUUAGGAUUGAAUUUCGAGCUUUAGAGUAAUGAAUUUUAUUGUUCAUUUUAAAUUAUAUAAGUGGGUUGUUUUGGAAUCAGAAAGUGGUUUAUGAAUAUUUGCAAGUGUUUCAAUACUGAAAAA